Anopheles bellator is the source of this 5959-nucleotide messenger RNA. RefSeq names its product zinc finger MYM-type protein 4 (gene woc). Bases 1 to 5181 code for a protein of 1726 amino acids. The transcript has 6 exons. The record is from RefSeq and is a predicted model, not a curated record. NCBI's taxonomy places the organism in Eukaryota, Metazoa, Arthropoda, Insecta, Diptera, Culicidae.
AUGGAACAGACCAACGACGGUGACGUGGUGUGUGGAGAACCUGCAGACGAAAUCGUUUGUGAGACAGCACACUACGAUACGGAAGACGGUGUUCCGGUGGCGAUCGAAACGACAGAGGUGGGCACCACCGACGGGGAUGCGGAACCGGUCUCACAAGGGGAAGCAGACAAACCACCUGAUAAUGGGGAUGGCGAUGAACCGGACCACUUUGAACCGAUACUGCCUCCGGUGGACGAGAAGGGUGAAAGUCAAGAAUCCGGAGCGAGCGAAAAGUAUGAUUCGGCCGUAGAGGAAAUGGAAACGGAUCCACGGGAAACCAAUGGGGGCCAAGAUGCGCCACCGCCGAACAACCGCCUGGCAGAAGAAACGACGAGGGAAGAAGAAUCGGGUCCACGUCCGGGUCCGGGUCCGGUGGAGAUCGAAGACAAUGUCGGAGCGGACGACACUGUCCUCAAUGCGUCCCACUUGCAGGACAUCGAAAUGAAGGACGUAGACGAAAGCCAGCUUAAGCUGGAAGAUACCACGGAUGGCGAACAGUCCUUCGACCAGGCCGGUGUUAGGGAUCCGUUCGAUCAGAUUCGACAAGAGCGAUCACCGAGUAACGGCGAAGCAGAACAAGCGAUCGUUGAUCGUGAAAAGAACGGACAAGGCAAGGGACAAACGGAAGACGAUGGCGACAAGGAACGGGGUGACGCAAAUGUAGCCGCAGCUGGUGAUGGUGGACCACCAGAAGGGGACGCGAAUGUUACCGGCGAGGCUAGGGGAAAGGAAUCUCCGGAGGAGUCGGGUGGCCCCGGCGGUGGCGGAGGCGCCGGUGAACAGUUGGGUGAUUUUUCGGCCGGCGUAGACGAUUUGACGGGCGGUGAGAACGAAAAUAUAUGCCUUCUGCCCGACGACGAGCGUAUCGUGUCGGAGGAAGACAAACAGCGUGCCAUCACCGAGGAUGAGGCCGAGGACGAAUCCUCGAUGGGCAAGGAAGCGGAACAAGCGGUUGUAGCGCUAGACGAAACUGAUCCAACCGCAGUGGACAGCAGCGCGAACGACGAAACAGUCCGGCCGGAGCCGAUCGACGGACCGGAGCACCCGGUGUCCGAGCGGGAUGAUGAGGUACCGUCGAACGAUUCGGUCACCGAGUCUACGGGGGAUGACGCGUCGCCGCGCGAGAACCGAAUCCGUGAGCUGCCCGUGGCGGCCGAGUCAGAAGUCUGUGUCCACUGCAAGACCCAGAAGGUCUGUGUUUACGCCUGCGUGAUGACGACCAACGAAGGGCCGCCGGAGCCUACGGAGCAGUUUGUUUGCUCGUUUGACUGCGUGCAAAGCUUGCGCAACGAGUUCCCGGGGCGCUUCGAGCUGGUGCAGAAGCGCGUGGCCAUCGUGCCCAUCUUCGAUUUCAGUGCCAAGUGUGAACGGUGCUCGCAGGAGAAGGUGUGCAAGUUUCGCUACCGAUCGCAGGCCGAUCCUUCGCCGGAGUGGCGGUAUCUGUGCGACACCAAGUGUGUCGAGUAUCUGACCACGAUCAAUGGCCAAAAGUACAGCGUGGUGCGGAAGAAGUACACGAUCGAGGAGCGGUUACCGCCGUACCCGGAUGGGCGCCGGUGCAUCCAGUGCGGUGACCGGAAACCGUGCCAGUUCGGGUUCAUGCAGGACGAGGACGAGCUGAGCGUGUGCAACGAUUGCCUCAAUCUGCUCAUGACCGAGCACCCGGAUCUGUAUCGGCUGAAGCGGUGCGCGGUGCGCAUCCGCGCGAUGCCGAAGGCGGGCGCCACGAACGAGCAGCGGUCCGGGGCGCUCAUCAAGUUUACCGCCCGCACCGAGGAGGAAGCCGAAGCGGCCCGCCUGAACCGCGACGCGUCGUUCGUCCGCCGGUGCUUCCACUGCCAGCUGGAGAUGUCGCUCGACUCGGCCGAGCGGCUGCAGUGGGAAACGAUGGACUUUUGCAACGCAAAGUGUCUGGCCCAGUACCAGAACACGAACGGGUCGCAGUGCACCCAGUGCCGUGGGGCCGUGUCCGUGGCCAGCCUCGGCAAGUACUGUGUGCGCUUCGGGUUCGACGUGUGCCAGUUCUGCUGUGCCGCGUGCUUGGACGUGUUCAAGAAGGGCCUCAAACCGUGCUCCUACUGUCAGGCCAAUGUGGCCGAUGGCACCGGCAGCUCCUACAUUGUGACGCGCGUCGGAGAUAAGGGCAUCUUUCGUGACUUUUGCAGUGCGGCCUGCCACAACCUGUACCGCACGUCGAUCGAUCCGGCGCUCAAGCUGCAGGUGCGCGUGUGCUCGGUGUGCAACUAUCAGAAGCAGGCGAGCGUCAUCGUCCGGCUGGACGGCCGGGAGCACUACUUCUGCACCAUGCCCUGCUUUUCCGCGUUCAAGUUCGUCAACAACGUCAACCCGGACGGGUGCGCCAUGUGCAAGGACUAUUUCGAGCGCACCGUCUCCACGGCGCGCACGAUCUUCUCGCUGGACGGUGCGUCGGAGCCGCUGGCGUUUUGCUGCAAGAUGUGCUUCAAUCUGCACAUCAUCAAGAACCGACGGAUCGUGUCGUGUUCCUGGUGCAAGGUGAAGAAGUACAACUUCGACAUGCUGCAGCGGCCCGGCCUCCCGGCAAUGCUCUGUUCGCUCAACUGUCUCUCCCUGUACGACGUGUCCAUGAAUGCGAUAGCCAAAAAGGAAACACGCUGUGACCACUGUCUGGUGGUGAAAGCACCCCAGUACCACCUGACGAUGAGCGACACGAGUUUGCGCAACUUUUGCACCUACCAGUGCGUCAUGUCGUUUCAGAGUCAAUUCAACAAAAGGCCACUAGUGCUCGGCGCGGGACAGGACAGCACGUCCCAGGCGAAUCCCGUCCCAACCGGGCUGCCGAAGCGCGUUCGCAAGCCGACUGUUCCGGCUCCGGUGGCCCAGCCAGCGGGAGGCACUCCUCUUCCGGCACAGCAGCAAAAACAGGCGCAGCCGCAGCCGCAGCAGCAGCAAGUCCGAAACCAACCGGAGCAGCAGCAAUACCGGGCAAAUUCAGUGAGGCGUCCUACGAGAGCGGCCGCCGCCGCGAAUUCCAAUCUGCCCGUCAUCUCUUCGGUUCACUCGCUAGCGGUUGCCAGUGGCCGUGGUACACGCUCGAAGGCGGCCAAUCAGGGACCGGCAACCGUGUGUCACAACGAUUGGCCGCGCGUGGCACUGGAACCGCUCACCAAUCUGCCACCGUCGGGACGUCCGUUGGUUAGCAACUUUCUGUCGAGUACUCCGACUACCUCGGCGGAUCCAUCUCCGCUGGCCGUGGCCGUAUCGGCCACGUCGACGUCGACACCGUCGGCAGUAGCAGCCACACAGCCACCAGCGGCCACUCGAACGGUGGAAACGCACACACAGAUCGUAACGAUUCCACCGACCCCGGUUCAGGUGGGCAAUGUGGCCACCAUGUGCGCGCCAAUCCAGUCGUCGAAGGCGGUAAACUGCCGUCCGGUGCAGUGCAGUGUCGAUAGCCAGACGGAUGGGUGGUUGCAGCGCAAGAUCGUCAUCCCGAUCCCGGUGCCGAUCUAUGUGCCGGUGCCGAUGUUCAUGUACUCGAUGCCCACCCCGGUCCCGGUGCCGAUUCCACUGCCCAUCCCGGUGCCAGUCUUUAUUCCGACCACUCGCAACUCGGCCAACGGCAUCCUGAAGGAGAUCCGGAAGAUUCAGGACAAAAUGCCCGCCGAUCCGUACGAGGCCGAGCUGCUGAUGAUGGCCGAGAUGGUGGCGGGCGACAAGAAGAAGGACGACACGGACUCGGAAUCGGACGAUGGUGCUGACGUUGGGGAGGCGGCGGCGGUGGUCGGGGAUGUGCAAACGUCGCCAUUCGUUGGCGCCAUCGAAAACAAUGCUUCGUUCAGCGAGGACCUGGUCCAGAUGGCGCUCAAGAUGGCCUCGAAUGACUUCGUGGACCCAGCGGAAGAUCUCGAGUCGGCCAUGCAUGCGACCACGAUCUCGCAGCAGCAGCAGGAGCAGCAGCUGCAACAGCAGCAGCAGCAGCAGCAACAGCAGCACCAUGCUUACGUGGACGGCUCUCACCUGCAACACCAGCAGCUGCUCCAGAUCCAGGACCAACGCCAGCCCAUGGUGCCAACGCUCGUCCAGCGCGGGCGCAAGCGAACCGCUUCCGCAGUCCCGGCGCGGCAGGCAGCGGCCAACAACAACAGCAUCCAGCCGCAGCAGCAGAUGGCCGAUGGAACCAAGCGUAUCAAGCGCGAGCAGCUGAAACAAGAACCGUCGCCGGAACCGGCAAUGGCCGUGGUGCCACCGGCGGAGAAGCCGGACGCCAACAUGUGUCUCAAGUACACGUUCGGGGUGAACGCAUGGAAGCAGUGGGUGCUGACGAAGAACGCCGACCUCGAGAAGAGCUCCAUCCGGCGGAAGCUGUUCAAAUCCGACAUCCUGCAGCUGACGGCCGACGAGCUCAACUACUCGCUGUGCCUGUUCGUGAAGGAGGUCCGCAAACCGAACGGCACCGAGUACGCUCCGGACACGAUCUACUACCUAGUCCUGGGAAUUCAACAAUAUUUGUUCGAAAAGGGCCGCGUGGAGAACAUAUUCACCGAUCCGUACUAUGAGCGGUUUACCGAUUGUUUGGACGAGGUGGCCAAAAAGUUCUCCGUCCUCUACAACGACUCGCAGUUUAUCGUGACGCGCGUGGAAGAGGAACACCUGUGGGAGUGCAAACAGCUGGGUGCCCAUUCGCCGCACGUGCUGCUCAGUACGCUGAUGUUUUUCAACACCAAACACUUCAACUUGGUGUCCGUGGAGGAGCACAUGGAGCUCAGCUUUUCGCAUAUCAUGAAGCACUGGAAGCGAAACCCGAAUCAGGCUGGCCAGGGUGCGAAAUCGCAAGCCCCGCGGAACGUGAUGCUACGCUUCUAUCCACCGCAGUCGUCACUUGCAGCCAAUACACGCAAGAAGAAGGUUUACGAGCAGCAGGAGAAUGAGGACAAUCCGCUCCGGUGCCCGGUGAAGCUGUACGAGUUUUAUCUCUCCAAGUGCCCGGAAAGCGUCAAGACGCGCAACGAUGUAUUCUACCUGCAACCGGAGCGUUCCUGCGUGCCCGACUCACCCGUUUGGUACUCGACGCAAGCGCUCAGCAAGGAGUCGCUCUGCAAAAUGCUGCACCGGGUGAAGAUGGUGAAAGAGAUCAACAUCGCGCUGCUGACCAGCUAAUGACCUAAACUCUAGAGAGAGAGAGAGAGAGAGAGAGAGAAAGCAACCGCCUUGUGCCAGUUCGUGCGAGGAUCCUCGUUUUUUCGCCGUAAUCAUACACGCGCACAAUCGGUCGGUCGGUCGGUGUUUCAUCCAAUGAAAUCCGGCCAGCAAUGGUCACCAAUCCAGGUCUUCUCAUAGCUGUAUUCACCCGCAACGGCCUCUCGGGGGCCGCCGGCAGUGACAUUUCGUUUGAUACUAUCAUCAUGAUCCCUGUAAAAUAAACAGUAGAGCCAACUCGGGCAGAUGGGUUCCGGGAUUCCGUUUCCGCAUUACGGGAAUUUUUUUAUUAAAGUGAAUUAAGACAGAGAAAGGGAGCAAUAGAAAGUUUUGUACAUAUGCUAUGGCGCGUAUUUUAAGCUUUUUGCCGGAGGUCACGUCGGAAAGAGAGAGAGAGAGGGGGAAUUCGUCUUCAUGAACCCUGUUUAGAGCAUAUGGUGAAAUAAACCAGAAUUAGUUUCUAAAAUGUGUGCGUCUGGUGUGUGGAUUAACUUUAUUGCUCGGCGUGGCGCGGAUGCGACAGAACUACGCCAGUUUGGUCGGUUUCACGAAGAUGCGCUUGCGUUUCAUCUUCUUCUGUGCCAGCUCCUGCGAGUGAAGCGUGGAGUAGAUUUCGGUAAAGAUUUCCUUCUGUUCCUCCUCCGGUAUCGAGCGGCGAUACUCUUUCAUCAGGUCGUACUUUUCCCACGGAGUCGCUAGCCGGGCCGCGUUCACCCGACGCCGCUCGUUCGUGUGUUCC